GUGGGGCUGAGUGUCCACAGAGCAACAGGACAGGGGACACGACCUCAGAACAGCAGCGGGAGAGAGAAGGCUCACGAGACGCUCCAAAAUGGCUGCAGUGGUGGCCAUGUCUGCACCUGCCAACAUCACCUCCAACCAGAGCAGCUGCAAUGUGCAUAACCAUCACUUCUCUGCCAAGGUCACCUUCUCCCUCUUCUACACUGCCCUGCUGGUGUUCGGCGCCUGCGGAAACAUCCUGGCCCUCUGCAUCACCUUCCAGCGCAGGAAGAAGAAACUCAACUCCACCGACCUCUACCUGGUGAACCUGGCUCUGUCCGACGCCCUCUUCACACUGGCGCUGCCUGGCAGGAUCGCCUACUACGUCCUGGAGUUUAACUGGCCCUUUGGGGACUGGUUCUGCCGGGUCACCGCCUUUGUCUUCUACAUGAACACCUACGUGAGCAUCUACUUCAUGACCUGCGUCAGCGUGGACCGCUACAUCGCUGUGGUGCACACCAGGCACCCUGGCAGGACCCGCAGGGUCAGCCGUGCCAGGGCUGUCUGCGCCCUCGUCUGGUUCCUGGUGUUCCUGCAGACGGCACCGCUCCUGCUGCGGCCCAUGACGCGCCGGAUGGGUGACAAGCUGACGUGUAUGGAGUACUUCAACUUCGAGGAGAUUCCCAAGCUGCCCUACCUGCUCCUGGUGGCCUGUGUGCUCGGCUUCUUCCUGCCCGUGGGCAUCAUCUUGGUGUGCUAUGUGCGGAUCAACCUCAAGCUCUGCCAGACCGCCAAGGAGAACCCACUGACAGUGAGGAAUGGGCACCACCGCCGGGCCUUCACAGUCAUCUUGGUGGUGCUGCUGGCCCUCCUGCUUUGCUUCAGCCCCUACCACAUCAACAUCGUCCAGUUCAUGGUCAGGAAGAUCCUCCACCAGCCAUCUUGCCAUGAGCAGCAGGCCUUCAAGAUGUCUCUGCAAAUCACCGUGGCAUUCAUGAACUUCAACUGCUGCAUUGACCCCAUCAUCUACUUCUUUGCCUUCCGAGGCUAUAAGCGGAGGCUUCUCCGCAUCUUCAGGAACAGCGGCUCCAUGGCCACCUCCUCCACUGCCAAGACCCCCUCUGAGAGCAACAGCAACAGCCAGCCGCCCGGCUCCAGCUCUGUCUAACGUGACCCUCCUGUUCUCUCCAUCUGGCAGCGUGUGGACCAUUCCCUGCAGCAGCCGUGGGGCCGGGCCGCAGAGCAGGACCAGACCCCACCGCUCUGCCUGGAACCAGGGGCUUUUGCGCAGCUAACACAGCACCAACCCAGCUGCUGCCUGCAGCUCUUUCCCUGCAAGGAUGAAGAGCAGCUUGCUGCUGUCCCUUCACCACGCACUGCACGGGAUGGGUGGCAAGUGGGCACCAUGUGAGCAGAUCCUGGUCCCCUCUGUGGCACUGGGAGGAAGUGCAUGGUUCCCUGCAACAUUAAUCCACCUCACUCUUCCCACAAAAGGGACUGAUGGUGGUCUUGCUCUGCUUUGGCUGACCUUCCCUUGAAGAUGAGGACUGGAACAUGAGCCAAACCAGGCUGUUCCUGGGGCCUCGCUAAGGGUAGGUCACACAUGACCCUCACCAGAGCCAGGAGGCAUCUGGUUCCCAUCAAAGCCUGUGCAGUAAGGAAAAGGUUGGUGUGACCUAGGAGCUCCACAGCUCCCCUCUGAAUUUGAUGGACUACAGGGCUGGACACAAGCAAACCAGAUUUCAUGGUUUUGUACUGGAGGCUGGAAGGGACACAGAUAUGCACAGAGAUAUGAAGAGGAGGAAAACCAGCUUUCUUUUGCCUAACUUUAAAGCAGUUCCAUUAAUGAUACUUCUG
Messenger RNA from Centrocercus urophasianus (Greater sage-grouse), 1833 nucleotides. RefSeq names its product G-protein coupled receptor 183-like. Gene Ontology annotation, molecular function: oxysterol binding; G protein-coupled receptor activity. Gene Ontology annotation, cellular component: membrane. The transcript has 2 exons. The record is from RefSeq and is a predicted model, not a curated record. NCBI's taxonomy places the organism in Eukaryota, Metazoa, Chordata, Aves, Galliformes, Phasianidae. Gene Ontology annotation, biological process: G protein-coupled receptor signaling pathway. The coding region runs from base 89 to 1144 and encodes 351 amino acids.